Messenger RNA from Anisakis simplex (herring worm), 1347 nucleotides. The record is from the annotation of a GenBank genome assembly. NCBI's taxonomy places the organism in Eukaryota, Metazoa, Nematoda, Chromadorea, Rhabditida, Anisakidae.
AUGGUCUCUUCAAGUGAUAAUAAACAAGAUCACAAAACUCAUCGAGCACACAAAGUUGGUGGUAAAGUGAAAAAGAAAGGACGUAGUAACAAUGCAGCAGAUCAUAAGAAUUUGAAGGCGUUCACGUUUCGAUCCGCCAUCAAAGCCGCCCGAGCCAUUCGAAGAACGGCCGAUAAAGAUGAGAAGAAGAAGCAUAUCCCAAUCGUUGAUCGUAGUCCUGUUGAACCACCACCAGUUAUUGUUGCUAUUGUUGGACCUUCCAAGGUCGGUAAAAGCACAUUGCUACGUUGUUUGCUAAAGCAUUAUAUACGACAAACAGUAAAUGAAUUACACGGACCGAUCACGAUUGUUACUGGAAAGACGAGAAGAGUGACCUUUGUUGAGGUCGAAAAUGAUAUCAAUUCGAUGAUCGACGUCUCGAAAAUCGCCGAUUUGGUGUUAUUGAUGAUAGAUGCAUCGUAUGGUUUCGAAAUGGAAACAUUCGAGUUCUUGAAUAUGUGUCAAAUUCAUGGAAUGCCUCGUAUAAUUGGUGUUUUGACACAUUUGGAUGUGAUUAAGAAGAAAGAGAAAUUGAAACAUACCAAAAAGCUUUUGAAACAUCGAUUCUGGACCGAAGUUUAUCAGGGUGCCAAACUGUUCUAUUUAUCUGGCAUGGUGAAUGAAAUGUACCUCAGGAAUGAGGUCACCAAUUUGGCGCGAUUCAUAUCUGUUUCUAAGUUUCAUCCAAUUGCAUGGCGUACAUCGCAUCCGUAUAUCUAUUGUGAUCGCUACGAGGACUUGACCAAUCCUGAGUUGAUACGUGAAAAUGCGUUAGCAAAUCGUACAAUAGCAUUGUACGGCUGGAUCAGAGGAACGUUUCUCAAGAACCAUUCGGCCGUUCAUAUACCAGGCGUUGGUGAUUUACGUAUCAAACAGAUGAACGCUCUGAGUGAUCCGUGCCCGUUGCCGAACAAACAAAAACUGAAGCGGUCGUUGAAUGAACGUGAACGUAUCAUCUAUGCACCGUUUUCUGGUCUGGGUGGUAUUCUCUACGAUAAGGACGCAAUAUACAUAGAAACGGGUGGAUCACAUUCGUAUUCAUCAAGACAUAAGAGGAAUGAAUUGGUGAACGGAUUGGAGAGUUUGAAAGAGGGCAUCGAUGAUAAAAUGAAUAAAUUAUCAAUGAAAUUGAUCGAUAACUCAAAAUCAACCAUUGAUGUUGAUAAUUAUGAUGGCAGUGAGAACGGUGAUAAUGAUGGUAAUGAGUCGACAUCAAACGAUGAAAUGUUAUCAGAAGAUGAAGGUGACGGUAGUGGUAGUAGUAGUGAUGUAUCAGAAGAUGAAGUGGAGAGUGGUGAUGAAUCGGAU